Symbiodinium sp. CCMP2456 is the source of this 816-nucleotide messenger RNA. The record is from the annotation of a GenBank genome assembly. Lineage: Eukaryota; Dinophyceae; Suessiales; Symbiodiniaceae.
AUGAUCGCGAUGGAUGAAGCGCUGGCUCGCCUGUCCCAGUCUGUUGAAAAGGAGCUCCAGGCUCGAAUGGAGUCGCUGGUGCAGCAAUUCAUGGUCGACUCCGUGGAACUUUGCCGGCAGGUGUGCAAGCAACACUUUGCGGAUUUCCAGCACCGGCAAGCACGGGUGCAUGACGCAACGGAUCCCGUGGUAGUUGCCGUCACGCAGGGAAGGGGGCCUACGCGCGACGAGGCAACGAGACAAGCAGCUAGGCUGCUGGUCUCUUCUGCAAUCUUGGUAUCAGCGACGGGAGGCUCUGCCGCGGCCACUGAACCUGUGAAGGCACCCCCAGUGAGUGUGGUAGCUCCGUCCAAAGCUGUGCAUCCGGGGCCGAAAAAUGCAGUUCCCAAGCCGAUGUCGAAGCAAGCGAUGCCGAAGCCGAAGCCACAAGAUGCUCGGAAGAGCAUCACUGAGCAGGUCAUGGGCAUGACCGGCUUGCUCGGAAGCAAGGCCGCUGCACCUAAAGCAGAGCCCAAGGCCGUGAUCAAAGCACCAGGGAAAGCCAAGGCACCACCAGAGUCCUCGCUGCCAGUCCCUUCCACCGGCAUGCUUAGCUACAUUCGAAAGAGCUUCGCCGGCCCGCCGGCCCAGGCUCCGCCAGGCCCCUCGAGCCCCCCAAAGGCGCCUAGCAAAGCAGAGCUUCCGAAGAAGAGCGCGCCAAAAAUGGAUGCCAAGGCUGUGGCCAAAGCCCCGGCGAAGCCGAAACCUCCACAACCUGCCGAACCCAUCGAGCCCACGGAAACGGCCACUAGCUUGGAGGACUUUGAAACAUUCUGA